Molecule: messenger RNA, 3125 nt
Organism: Ipomoea nil (Japanese morning glory)
Lineage: Eukaryota; Viridiplantae; Streptophyta; Magnoliopsida; Solanales; Convolvulaceae
Product: probable WRKY transcription factor 2
Exons: 5
Coding region: 830-2977 (715 amino acids)
Biological process (GO): regulation of DNA-templated transcription
Molecular function (GO): DNA-binding transcription factor activity; sequence-specific DNA binding
Source: RefSeq, a predicted model, not a curated record
CCAUCACAGUCACUCUCUAAUCAACAUCUAUCAUCAUUUUCAAAUGAUUGUGUAUGUUUUGUGCUGGGUUUUCUUUCUUUGCUACUCUCUUUUGUCUGGGUGUUUCUGUAUCAAAAUUAUUGCUCCUCAUUACUUGGCUUUUUGGCUCAAUUCAAAGUUCAUAGCUUUUUGUUUUGUCUAGUGGGAUAAAUUAGGUUUUGAUUCUUUUUGUUUAGAUCCUGAUGUGAUGGGGUGGGUUGGUAUACCUUUAAUUUAGUGGUAGUCAUUUUGUUUUUUUUUUCAUGAAUUUAUUUAGAGAAUCUGUAUAAACUAGCAAGCUUUAAUGAUUAACUCAUCUUGAGUGAAAGGAAUUUGCAAGUUCUUUCUAUUCUAAUUGAUUUGCUGCUAAUCUGCAGUUUUGUUCAUUAAGAUUUUAUGUUUUUUUGUUAGUGGUUUAUGUUGUUAGAUGAAGGUAUUUUUUAGUGUUCUGGUUGGAUAAUGUGCAGAAAGCUACCUGGUUGGUGGAACAAGAAGGAAGAAGAUUGGUGAAUGGGAGGGAUGUCUUCAAGCUUUCUUAUUAUAGUGUAAGCUAGACCAGCCUGUUAACUCACUAAAAGUUCUGUUUGCUAGACCAAUUAAUCUCUUGUUGGAUUUAGGGUGCUAAAAAGCUUUAAUCUUUGAGGUUCUGUUGGAUUUCUUGAAAUCAGCCUUAGAAAAAAGUGUCUGUAUAUUACUGCACUCGAGAAUUUUGUUUGCAUCUAUUGCUCGUGGCUUUAAAUCUUUCUUCAGGUUUGUGAAUUGCAGGCAGGCGGCUCUUUAACAUUAGUUGCUAAUCUCAAGUGCUGCUGAAAUGGCUGGUUUUGGUGACCAUAUGCCAAUAAUGGGAGAUUGGGUGCCUCCUAGUCCAAGUCCGAGGGCAUUUUUCUCUUCAUUUUUGGGCGAUGAUGAUGUUGGGUCAAGAUCAAAUGCCGAGCCUACCAGUGAAAAUAAAAGUCAGCCCCUCCUUCCAGAUCCUAAAGAGUAUGCGAAUUCAGAUAGUAAAAAUGGGGCGCAAGGUGAUCAAACAGCUAAAUUAAGUUCACUAUCUGAGCGGAAUAAUAUGAACUCUCAUGGAGGUCUGUUGGAAAGAAUGGCAGCUAGAGCUGGAUUCAGUAUCCCAAAGCUGAAAACGGAUAGCAUUCGACCUCCUGCUCUUGUUCAGAACCAAGAACUUAGGUCUCCUUACUUCACAAUUCCACCGGGUCUUAGUCCAACAACCUUGCUAGAUUCCCCCGUUUUCCUCUCCAAUUCUCUGGUCCAAUCAUCUCCAACAACUGGAAAAUUUGCAUUUCCCUUAAUUGGUGACAGUCUAAACUCAGCAUUGUUUAUGGGGGCUUCUGAUAACAACAAUGGCACCUCAUCCUUUGCUUUCAAGCCAGUUAUAGAAACUGAAACUGGUCCUUCCCUUUUUCCCGAGACAAUUGGCAAAGUACCUCCAUCCAGUCUAUCUUGGCAACCCGUUCCAGGUAUUGAGGUUUCAGUCCAUUCUGAGAAGAACCCUCUUGUGCAUCAACGGGUUGAGCCUACACUGGUUCACACUCAGAGUGGAACUGUGUUCUCAAGAUCAUAUACUGAAGGGGGUAGUAAUAUCACAUCGGAGCCAAGGACCUUUCAAACAGUUGCUGGCAGUAUGGAGCAAUCUCCUCCACCCGAUGAGCAGCAGGAUGAGGAUAUAGAUCAACGAGGAGGCGGUGAUCCCAAUGCUGUUGGUGCUCCUGCUGAUGAUGAUGGAUAUAACUGGAGAAAAUACGGGCAGAAACAGGUCAAAGGAAGUGAGUAUCCACGGAGUUACUACAAAUGCACACAUCCAAAUUGCCCAGUCAAGAAGAAAGUGGAGCGGUCCCAUGAGGGUCAUAUUACAGAGAUUAUCUACAAGGGAGCUCACAACCACCAAAAACCUCCACCUAAUCGCAGGGCAGCUUUUGGAUCUGAAAAUGCUGAACAAGAUGGAACUAUUGGCAUUGGUGAUCCUACUUGGGAAAAUGUGCAAAAUGGAUCUGGUGCUCGAGCUCCUGAUUGGGGUAAUGACAAUCUUGAGGUAACAUCUUCAGGACCUUUAGGAUCUGAAUACUGCAAUGGAUCUGCCACCUUACAGGCUCAGCAUGGCACUCAGUUUGAAUCUAGGGAUCCAGUGGAGGGGUCUUCUCCUUUUUCAAAUGAAGAAGAUGAAGAUGAUCGUGGAACACAUGGCAGCGUAUCAAUAGGUUACGAGGGUGAAGGAGAUGAGUAUGACUCAAAGAGAAGGAAGAUUGAAACUUAUGCAACUGACAUGAGUGGGGCCACCAGAGCCAUUAGGGAACCCAGGGUGGUGGUGCAGACUACCAGUGAGGUUGACAUACUUGACGAUGGGUAUCGCUGGCGCAAGUAUGGGCAAAAAGUCGUCAAAGGGAAUCCAAAUCCAAGGAGUUACUACAAGUGCACGAGUGCUGGCUGCACUGUUAGGAAGCACGUGGAGAGAGCUUCACAUGAUCUGAAGUCGGUGAUUACCACCUAUGAAGGAAAACACAACCAUGAUGUUCCUGCAGCUCGCAACAGCACUCAUCCUAAUUCAGGGGCUUCCAGCAAUCUGCCCUCACAAACGACUGCUACUCAAGGUCACGUGCAUAGGCCUGAGCCUUCUCAGCUUCAGAACACCAUGUCACAGUUUGCUAGGCCUCCUUCACUGGGCUCAUUUGGGUUUCCUGGUGGGCCACAGCUCGCCCACACCCUAGGCUUUGGUUUCGGGAUGAACCAGCAAGGCCUUGCCAAUCUGGCAAUGGCUGGAUUAGGACCUAACCAAGGCAAAUUUCCAGUUCCUCAAGUUCAUUCUUAUCUUGGACAACAACGCUCAAUGAAUGACAUGCGACCCAAAGCAGAACCCAAGAUGGAGCCUGGCUCAGAUCCUGGCAUGAAUCUCUCUAGUGACUCCUCUGUCUAUCAACAAUUCACCAGUAGACUGCCUCUUGGACCUCAAAUGUAAAUUUUACUAAUCUUCGCCCUCAUACAGUUUUUUUUUUUUUUUUUUUUUUUUUUUAAUGUAGUAGUAGAAACCUUAGACAGCUUAUUUUAUUGCAUCAUAUAUUUCAUUCUUUGUUAUUCUUUUGAUACUCAAAAGUUGGUUUCUUUCU